UCCCAGCUCACUUCCACAGCACAGAGUAAAUCCAGAGCCGGCAGUGCCUGAUUGCGCUAACCCAAAGAUCCAUACAGGCAAUAUCAAACUCUCGGCUCUUCAAAGAGGACAAAAGGACCAGGUCAACCUCAAAAAGCCCGCACUGGACAAGUGAGCAAGGGUCAAAUUCUAUGAGUGGAAUUCAGGGAUAGGAAAAAAAUUCAACAUCAGCAGAGCAGCUGCUGGUCCCGGGCUUGAAAGCAGGACAGAGAAGAGUAAAAAAAAGGAGCAGAGAAAAGUGACUGGAAUGAUAAGAUGAGAAGCAGGCAUGUUCUGCUGAAGCUCUCCCCUAAUGAGGCCCUUUUGGAACUCCUGCUUGUGUUGUUGCUGGGGUUGCAUGUCCUGGCCGUGUGCCCCUCCAUGUGCUCGUGCGGCCGCAGCCACAGGGAGGUAGACUGCUCAUGCAGGGGUCUGAGACAGUUGCCCGAUGGCCUGCAGCACAACAUGCGCUCCCUCAACUUGUCCCACAACCGAUUUCACAACCUGGACGGCCAGCUCACUGCAUACACCCAUCUCCGCAUCCUCGAUUUGUCUCAUAACCGGCUGAGCCACCUGCCCGCCGGUUUGCCUCGAUCCCUCUGGCAGCUCUCCGCUGCCUCCAACCGCCUCCAGUUGCUGGACAAGAACGACACGGUCAACCAGUGGAAUCUGCAAUUGCUCGACCUCUCCAACAACAAGCUGGAGCGCGCCAUCUUCAUCAACAACACACUGAUCAAUCUGUGCACGCUCAACUUAAGCCACAAUCAAUUCUGGACUUUGCCCACCAACAUGCCAGUGUACCUGGAGAAUAUUGACCUGUCCCACAACUUGCUUGUGAAGGUGCUUCCGGGCUCUCUGGACCGUCUCCUCAGAGUAACCCACUUCUAUCUGCAUGCUAACCGCUUUUCCACCCUGCCACAUGGAGUGUUGGACAAGAUGACAUCAAUUAGAGUCAUCACUCUGGGCGACAACCCUUGGGACUGCCACCUUUAUGCAGACAUCACCUACUUACUCUCCUGGACUCAGCACACCCCUGCCCGAGUCCUGGGCUGUCCCUGCCACACCCAGCCUGUCUGUGGAGGGGUGCACCCUGGCAAGGCUGGAGGGUGGCACUUUGCUUCCUACAACCUACCCCCUCUUGCAGCGAGUGCACAGGACCUGAGCUCCAUGCCCCCUGACACUAGUGUGACAGGGUGGUGGUACUCUGUUUCACUACAAAGCACCCCCCACACCCUCAAAGAGAUCUUAAACACACAGCACGUCCCUUUCACAGCCACACCCAUGAGCAUCUCCACCCUGCAACCCAGAAGCACAGGCACACACCUAACUAUUAAUCACCUCUCUGCAUCUGCUAGCCCAGCUGCCGCAGAGCACAUGCUCCACACUGAUUCCCAUCUCAUCUCUGGCACAAAGCAAGGCUCGUCCAUUGGCACUGACACAUUCUCUUUCUCUGACACGAGCUUCAUUACUGAAACAUCCAUUAGGGCUGACAUGACAGUGGCCACAGAGAGUUUCUUUACAACAGAGAGCCCCUCCAUCCAAACAAAGAAGACAACCACUCUUCGCACCAGGAGUGUGAGGAGGAAGAAUCAGUCCCUUCCCAGCGGCAUCAGCAACAGAAGCCCGACUCUUGCUACCUGCUCCUCGCUCCCUUUCCUACACGGGCUAGGCCUUCUGUCUGUCAUUCUGCAACAAGUCCUCUGAAAGACAAAACUAUGCAUUCACAGCACAAACAAAUAGGGCACACACACAAAACUCUUGACUGUUGUAGUACUGUCAUGAUUGCAUAUUACCAGCUUUUUUAGCAAAAGGCCAUUUACAAUACAAAUGCGUCACGACAUGUUUAACCAUUCCUGCUAUUCUGAACAUGCUAUGAUGUCACUUUUAUAAUGAUUAGUUAAAAACACAAUGCAUCAUCUUUUCUAAAAACAUUCUUACAAGCCUCCACUUGAAUAAAAAAACAACGUUGUAAUGAGUACAGCUAAGCACAUGAUGGCACUAUACAUACAGGUACUAGUUUGCUGUGAAUGUAGCCUGGUGAUCAUCUGCAACUAAAGUCUACCCAUUUCAAUGCUGUCCAGUACCCAUAAUGAUCUAAAAAUGAUUCUGUAUGUUUUCUUUUCCCAAUUUAUUCUACAACUAUUGGCAGGAUCUGGCUUUUGUUGCUUUGGUCACAUUGUGGCCAUGUCUUUUCUUACCUUGUUUUAUUGCAUUGGUUUUCAAAAAGGCAUUACUCUCUUAUAUCUAAAUCUUGAUUUAUUCAGAUUCUGUUGCCUUUUUGCAUAGAUGUCCUUGGUGCCUGCCUGCUUGUUUCACUUAACAAACCAUGUCCCUUACCAGCUGAGGACAUGGUGUAUGUAAGAAACUGGUCAUGACAGGAAAAACACAGAGUUCUGUGGAGUGGAGGGGAAACGAAUGGACAAUGUUGCAUCACUAUCUUUAACAAAGUCUUAGUGCCAAGUACUGCUUCUGUAUUUUGAUCACAUCUUAAACUUAAGUGUCCUUCAUGAUUCAGUGACGCUCGUGAAAAUGAUCUGCAUGGUGAUUGAACGUUCCAGGAAUGCUAACCCACCGCUAUAUUGCCGCAGAGCAUAAAAGCACAGACAUUCUCAGCUUAUUUAUAUGAAAUCCUAAAAUAUUCCAAUCUCGAUUGCAUUAAGAGUAGAUAACAGUGAUGUGCCAGCCUAUGGGUUUUUACAUUUUAGAUGUACCUUUGCAUUUGACAGU
This is a messenger RNA of Etheostoma cragini (Arkansas darter), 2745 nucleotides long. RefSeq names its product oligodendrocyte-myelin glycoprotein-like. The coding region runs from base 295 to 1722 and encodes 475 amino acids. Gene Ontology annotation, biological process: neuron projection regeneration. NCBI's taxonomy places the organism in Eukaryota, Metazoa, Chordata, Actinopteri, Perciformes, Percidae. The record is from RefSeq and is a predicted model, not a curated record. Gene Ontology annotation, molecular function: protein binding. The transcript is spliced from 2 exons.